Messenger RNA from Nanorana parkeri, 1223 nucleotides. RefSeq names its product single stranded DNA binding protein 2 (gene SSBP2). Lineage: Eukaryota; Metazoa; Chordata; Amphibia; Anura; Dicroglossidae. Gene Ontology annotation, biological process: positive regulation of transcription by RNA polymerase II. Bases 144 to 1223 code for a protein of 359 amino acids. Gene Ontology annotation, molecular function: protein binding; single-stranded DNA binding. The transcript has 17 exons. The record is from RefSeq and is a predicted model, not a curated record. Gene Ontology annotation, cellular component: nucleus.
GGUUACCAUGGCGAGCGGGCGGGACCGGCCGUCGGGCGGGCCUAUCAGGGAGGGCGCUGCUGGUGUCGCCAUGGUGACGGGGUUGUUCCCGGGGAGGCUGUGAUCGGUUGACAGGUGUGUGACAAUCGGAGCUUUCUGCAAGCAUGUACGCCAAAGGCAAGAGUAACAGCGUACCGUCCGACAGCCAGGCCAGGGAAAAAUUAGCGCUAUAUGUAUACGAAUACCUUCUACACGUGGGAGCACAGAAGUCAGCUCAGACAUUUCUGUCAGAGAUAAGAUGGGAAAAAAACAUCACAUUGGGCGAACCCCCAGGAUUUCUCCAUUCUUGGUGGUGUGUAUUUUGGGAUCUGUAUUGUGCUGCUCCAGAGAGACGGGAAACCUGUGAACAUUCAAGUGAAGCAAAAGCUUUUCAUGACUACAGUGCUGCGGCUGCGCCCAGUCCCGUACUGGGAAAUAUGCCACCGGGAGAUGGAAUGCCAGUGGGCCCGGUUCCUCCUGGAUUCUUUCAGCCUUUCAUGUCUCCUCGUUAUCCAGGUGGUCCACGUCCCCCCUUAAGAAUACCUAAUCAGGGACUUGGGGGUGUUCCUGGAAGCCAGACGUUACUUCCCAGUGGGAUGGACCCUUCAAGACAGCAAGGUCAUCCAAAUAUGGGUGGACCAAUGCAGAGAAUGAGCGGCCCCAGGGGAAUGGUUCCUCUUGGUCCACAGAGCUAUGGAGGAGGGAUGCGACCACCUCUUAAUGCUCUUGGUGGUCCAGGAAUGCCAGGAAUGAACAUGGGACCUGGAGGGGGAAGACCGUGGCCCAACCCUGGCAAUGCAAAUUCAAUACCUUACUCAUCUGCAUCUCCCGGGAAUUAUGUAGGUCCUCCUGGUGGUGGUGGUCCUCCCGGCACACCUAUUAUGCCCAGCCCAGCAGAUUCCACAAACUCUGGAGACAAUAUGUACACAUUAAUGAAUGCAGUUCCUCCUGGCGCCAACAGACCUAAUUUUCCCAUGGGCCCUGGAUCAGAUGGUCCAAUGAAUGCAUUAGGGGGAAUGGAACCGCACCAUAUAAAUGGCUCAUUAGGCUCAGGGGACAUGGACAGUAUUUCCAAGAACUCUCCAAACAACAUGAGUCUGAGUAACCAGCCAGGCACGCCAAGAGAUGAUGGUGAAAUGGGUGGAAAUUUCUUAAACCCCUUCCAGAGUGAAAGUUAUUCCCCCAGCAUGACAAUGAGUGUGUGA